This is a messenger RNA of Glarea lozoyensis ATCC 20868, 783 nucleotides long. RefSeq names its product RNase III. Gene Ontology annotation, biological process: RNA processing; mitochondrial translation. Lineage: Eukaryota; Fungi; Ascomycota; Leotiomycetes; Helotiales; Helotiaceae. Gene Ontology annotation, cellular component: mitochondrial large ribosomal subunit. Gene Ontology annotation, molecular function: structural constituent of ribosome; ribonuclease III activity. The record is from RefSeq and is a predicted model, not a curated record. The coding region runs from base 1 to 783 and encodes 260 amino acids. The transcript is spliced from 3 exons.
AUGGCUUCAAGGUCAACCUGCCAGUCGUUACGAAGCUCUCUACGGCAAUGUCGGCCUACGUGCGAAUAUGCCGGUUCUAUAUCCUCGCGGAAGUCCUCGAUACGGCAAAUCUCAGCAACCGCAUCUAGAUUAGAAGUUGAUUGGAACGCCGACAAGUCAGAGCGGCCAAGAUGGUCAUAUACGCCGGAAGAGAUGAAAGCGCCAUAUCCAUGGAAGCCACAGAGCGCAAUGAAGUCGUGGACGACGAACAGUGAUCCCCAAAAGCUGGACAGGUUCUAUGUGAACCUUUUAGGAGAGGGUGGAGAGUCGGUCCUUACAGAUGAGAUCAAAUGGCUGGCCAUCACACACAAAAGCUUUGAUCAGGGGAGACGUGGUUUCAAUGAUAGAUUAGCGUUUCUAGGUCGGAGGAUACUCACUCUACAAGCUAACCUUGCACUCGUCAGCUCUUCAACAGCAACGCAAACGCAAACACCAAGAAAUCCCAAAGACACUCGUGCCCGGUUCGAACACCCAGCGUUGAACGGACUUAAAAACCUGUCAGAUGCGCCAAUUGGUGAGGUUCUAACGAAAGAAAGACUCGCCACUUUGGCGAAGACGAUGGGAAUGGCGCAAAUCAUGAGAUGGCAGCCAAGAAUGCCGGAUAAGUUGGAAGCGUCCGGGAUCGAUGUUGUUCUGAAUACGUGUUUAUAUGCCAUAGUCGGCGCGAUUGCGUUACAGCGAGGAGGAGCGUACGCAUCUGAAGUUGCGAAACAGAAAAUAUUGAAACCGCUGGGAAUUUCAUAG